Molecule: messenger RNA, 887 nt
Organism: Eutrema salsugineum
Lineage: Eukaryota; Viridiplantae; Streptophyta; Magnoliopsida; Brassicales; Brassicaceae
Exons: 8
Coding region: 1-636 (211 amino acids)
Source: RefSeq, a predicted model, not a curated record
AUGCAAGAGUUCUGGUUUGAUGAAAUUGGUGAUAUCGAUGGAGAAUAUGUUCUGAGUAUAUACUUAAACCGUGAAGCGAAAGGUGAGCCAGGCUUUCUGUAUCUGUCCCAAAUAUGUACAAUAUCUGUAUUUGUUUGCCUCUUCACUCAUCACUCUUCACUAUUCACUCUUCACUCUUCACUCAAAAUCGAAACCGAAGAAAAAACUCGCACAGGAUUUCUAGGGUUUCUAUUUCCGAGGAGUCAAGAAGAUCAUGAGCUCUUUUCUGUUAAAGGAGAAGAAUGGAGUAUUCUGGAGAGGUUUGAAGGGAUCAGCAAUAUUUGCUCUUGGAUUCUACACUCGUAUGUGGCUGUAAAGGAUCUUUCGGAUGAUGCUUUAUUCCCUUAUUCAAAAAGAUUAGUUAAAGAAGGCGAACAGUUUUUGGCUGAAGUGAAGUCCGUAGCAAAGGCUCGUAAGGCUGAUCUGGCUGAGAUGAAAAAAAGUAAUAAGAUAAUGGACGAUCUAAUGCAGAAGGUUACGGCUCAAAUCGCUAAGGUGGAAAUAGCUAAGCUGGAAAAACUUAAGAAAGCCGAUAGACGAUACACUGUUGGAACGUGCUGUGAAUCGCAGGAAGAAUCUGUGUGGAGUUUCAUAUGAGGAAGUGGAUCAGAAGAAACCAUCUGAUUUGGUGCAUAGGAUGAACACUGAUGAAGGCAGAUUAUCAACUCUUUAAUGACUAAGUAGCUGAAGGUUUUGACGACCUGGUCUUAUUUAACUAACUUUUUAGGUGCUGGUAGUAAUUAAAUUGUUAAUCCUUGAAUAGAAAUCAACUUUUGAGUACCAUUGUGUAGUUUGUUUUGUUGUUACUGAGAGUUUUGGUACAUCAAAAGAAACAAGAAUUGAAUUAC